Molecule: messenger RNA, 2748 nt
Organism: Schizosaccharomyces octosporus yFS286
Lineage: Eukaryota; Fungi; Ascomycota; Schizosaccharomycetes; Schizosaccharomycetales; Schizosaccharomycetaceae
Exons: 19
Coding region: 1-2748 (915 amino acids)
Biological process (GO): DNA recombination; nucleotide-excision repair, DNA gap filling; double-strand break repair via nonhomologous end joining
Cellular component (GO): DNA ligase IV complex
Molecular function (GO): DNA ligase (ATP) activity; ATP binding; DNA binding
Source: RefSeq, a predicted model, not a curated record
AUGGACUCAUUUGAAUCAACUACGGGUAUAGUUAAACCACACAAUCAUUCUGAGCCAUUGAGGUAUUACGAUUUUGUGAUAAAUUUAUUGGAACCAUUGCAAAAGAUAGGAAAAACCAGAAAGUCGAGAAACUCAGGAAUUGACCCAUAUGAAUUGAAACGAAAGAUCAUUUCCAACUAUUUCACCAAAUGGAGACAACAAGUUGGAGAUGAUUUGUAUCCUUUAUUACGCCUAAUGCUACCUGAUACAGAGAAAGAGGAUCAUUUGGAUUCAAAGAAUUUGGGUUGGGAAAACUUUUUAUCAGGGUUCGCUAUGCACUUAAGUUCAAAUUCAGAAGAUGCGAAAGCGCUUCGUAACUGGAGAAGCUCUGAUUCCAAGCAUGUUGGGAAUUUUACGGCAAUGCUCCAAGAUGUUUUAGAAAGAAGGGCUUAUCGAACAUUUCCCAGUUCAUUUACAAUUGGUGAUAUUAAUAAUCUAUUGGACCAUCUAGCAGAAGCUACUUCUGAGGAAGUAAGAGGCUCCGUGCUGGAAAAGUUUUACAAUUCUUUAAGCCCGCUCGAGAUGCGAUGGCUAAUCGCUAUCCUCCUUAAAGUCAGAAAAUAUGGAACUUCAGAGAAGUUUAUACUAAGUGUUUUUCAUCCAGACGCUGCCCGCUUAUAUCGGCUCUGCAGUUCUUUAAAGCGCAUUGCAUGGGAACUCUAUGAUCCCGCUAGAAGUCUAAGUGAACUAGACACCGAUGUUGAAGUGUUUAGCUGUUUUCAGCCGCAAUUGGCCAAUUUCAAAAAAUCUACUCUUGACUUUGUAGUGGACUCCAUGCACAAUGAACCUUUUUGGAUCGAAGAAAAGAUGGAUGGAGAACGCAUUCAACUGCAUAUGAGUUCUGGACAAUUUCAGUUUUUUAGUCGAAAUGCCAGGACAUAUACUGAUGUUUAUGGCAAAUCUUACCAUGAUGAAAACUCAAAGCUUACGCAGUACAUUAUAGGAGCUUUUGAUGAACGCGUUUCCCAGGUUGUUUUGGAUGGCGAAAUGGUCACCUGGGACCCCAUUUUGGAAACUAUAAUUCCAUAUGGUAGCUUGAGAAGUACAUUUGAUUCUUCGUCUACUCAUCCUACAUACUACCCCUAUUAUAUUGUGUUUGAUAUACUUUAUCUUAAUGGGAAGUCAUUAAUUAGACAUUCUCUUGAAGCAAGGUAUAGGAUUCUCAAGAAAGUGAUUGUUCGCGAGUCCCGAAGAAUGUGUGUUCUUUCUCAUAAAAUUGGAAAAACUGUUGGCGAUAUAGAUAAAGAAUUACGGCAAACGAUACUGGAGGGAUCAGAAGGUUUGGUAAUAAAAAAACCUUCCGGGAUUUAUCGUUUAGGAGAACGAAUGGAUGACUGGAUAAAAGUUAAGCCAUAUUAUUUGGAAGGAUUUGGAGAGGAUUUGGAUUGCCUUAUUUUAGGUGGCUAUUACGGACGUGGUAAACAGUCUAAACAGGCUUCUUCUUUCUUAUGUGGUCUUCGAAUUGAUCAUGCACCUGGGGAAAGGCCAUAUCAAAGAUUUCAAUCAUUCGUUCGUGUUGGAGGCGGCUUUACUUACUUCGAUCGCGAUAUUAUUCGAAAGGAGACUGAUGGAAAAUGGAAACCAUGGUCUUCAGAAGCAUUGGAAUUCUUUGAAUUAGCUGGCAGUAGGCAAGAAUUUGAGAAACCCGACCUUUGGAUUCAUCCCGAAGACGCACCGGUUCUUCAAAUUAAAGCUGCUGAGGUUGUUGCUUCCAAUCGGUUUAAAACAACAUAUACGUUGCGAUUUCCCAGGCUGGAAAAAAUUCGGUUGGAUCGAAAUUGGGAAGAUGCUCUAUCUAUAAACGAGUUCUUUCAGCUAAAAAACCUUGCUGAAAACCAAGAAAAGGAUGUCUACCAUGUCGAAAAGAAAAGAAAAGUUAGUAAAAAGAAACAACCAGAGAAGAAGCUUUUGCAUCAAACAAAUAGUCCGUUAAAGCAAUCCACUCCACUGUCCAACAUAUUUCAAGAUCUACAUUUCGUCGUUCUUCCUCCGUCAAAGAUUGGAAAAUCAAAGCAGGAAUUGGAAAACAUGAUUAUUUCUAACGGGGGAACAAUUCAUCAAGCAAUUACCUCUGUUCCGAAAGGCCAAAUGAUAUUGCUAGCAGAUAAGAUCUCAGCACGAGUACUUGUGGAAGAGAAAAAAGGAAUGUGUUCCAUAUAUCAACCUGAAUGGAUUAUAGACAGUACAAACAAAGGAAAGAAGGUUACUGAACGACCAUACCUGCUUUUUAAGAAAAAGAAAAAGUACUCUUGGGAGCAAGCUUUAGAAAACUUAAGCAAUUCCAGUCUUUCGGGGUUACUUGCUGAAGUGCGCCGAUGGGAAGUACCAAAUAGCUUUUUACCAGAGUAUAACAAAAGAAAUAUAUUAAUCUCGAAUCAACUUUCAGCGAGUGAGACUUCAUUUCCUGGAGUUUUUCCUCUCUCACAUGUUUCAGCUUACCUGGACGAUAGUGAAUUUGAAACUUCAAAGGACUCUGCUCUUAGAAAUUCUCAAUAUCAUUUGGCAAAGACCAUUUUGAGUUGGAACGGGGCUUCUAUCCAAAGUACCUUCUCUUCCAAGGAGUUGACUCAUAUAAUUAUGUUUAGCAAUGAUCAAGAUCGUGUGAGAUAUCUACAACAAGCUUGUGAAUUUCAUCAAAUUAAUCCUGAAAUUGUGAAUUAUCAAUGGCUUUUAAGAUUAUGGAAGGACGUAAAGUCCAAUAACGCUUAA